AUGAGCGAUAACAAUUUAGAAACACCAACUAAUGUUUCAGAGGAAACUAAAGUCGAAGAAGUUAAAGUAGAAAAUACUUUACCAAUUGAAGACGAAAAACUUGAACAACCAUCAGAAGAAAUUAAAGUUGAAGCCACAUCAGUCUCUGUUGAAGAAACCAAACCAACUGAAGAGGUAAAACCAGUCGAAGAAGUAAAACCAAUCGAAGAAGUAAAACCAGUUGAAGAAGUUAAACCAGUUGAAGAAGUCAAACCAGUCGAAGAAGUCAAACCAGUUGAAGAAGUCAAACCAACUGAAGAAGUAAAACCAGUCGAAGAAGUCAAACAAGACGAAGAAGUCAAACCAACUGAGGAAGUUAAACAAGUCGAAGAAGUCAAACAAGUCGAAGAAGUUAAGCAAGUCGAAGAAGUCAAACCAACUGAAGAAGUCAAACCAGUUGAAGAAGUUAAACCAGUUGAAGAAGUCAAACCAGUCGAAGAAGUCAAACCAGUUGAAGAAGCAAAACCAGUCGAAGAAGUUAAACCAACUGAAGAAGUAAAGCCAGUCGAAGAAGUAAAACCAGUCGAAGAAGUAAAACCAGUCGAAGAAGUAAAACAAGCUGAAGAAGUCAAACCAGUCGAAGAGGUCAAACCAGUUGAAGAAGUCAAACCAGUUGAAGAAGCAAAACCAACUGAAGAAGUCAAACCAACUGAAGAAGUAAAACCAACUGAAGAAGUAAAACCAACUGAAGAAGUCAAAUCAUCAGAAGAAGUAAAACCAGUUGAAGAAUCAACAAAAGAAACAAAGGCAACAGAAGAAGUUAAUGUUGAACCAAUUGUAUUAACAACAAUUAAAAAUGAAGAUGGACGUGAUGAAAAUGAUCUUUCAGUAUUCUUUAAGAAUGAAGGAAAGACAAAUUUCUGGAUGGGAGGUUGGCUUUGGACUCAUGUAGCACUUAAACAUUGUUAUAAUUUAUUAAUAAAAAGAUUGAAAACCUUUGAACCAAAAUCAAGAGCAGAGGUUGUCGAAAUGGUUAAGUCAGUUUCAUCAGUUCAUGAAUUCCUCCAUCAUCAUCAUGGUCAUGAGGAUAGCAUUGUCUGGUCAUGGUUAAAAGAAAAGAAACCAGAAGUAGCUGAACAUUUAGCUCUUAUGGAUACUCAACAUCACGAUUGGAUUGAAAAGAAUAAACAAUUGGAAGAAUUGGUUAAAUCAAUCACUGACAAUGUCGAAUUGAAAGACAGCAUCUCUGAGGGUUGGUCUGAAAUUUUCGGUAAAUUACAAACUAAUCUCAAUGAACAAAUCGAUAUUAUCUAUAUUCACUUUUUCGAUGAAGAACGUUUAAUCUUACCAACUGCAGUUCAAAUUCCAAAAGCUGAUCAAAUUAAACUUGGUGAUACCAUUCAUAAAGUAAUGAAAUCUGAAUCAUCAGCAAAGUUUGGUUUAGGUGCUAUGCUUGAUGCUGCUAAACUUCCACAAAAUAAAGAUAUGAGUGAUAAUUUGAAUAAAACUAUUCCAUGGUUCGUUAGAAAAGUAGUUUUCCCACUUAGUAUUAAAAAAGAUUUUGCUCAAUUCCUUAAUUUCAUUGAAGCUAAACCAGUUAAAGAAUCAAAACCAGUUAAAGAAUCAAAAUCUAAAACAACAACAACUACAACUACCACCACUACUACUGAAGAAGUUAAACCAUCAGAAGAAGUUAAACCAUCAGAAGAAGUUAAACCAUCAGAAGAAGUCAAACCAUCAGAAGAAGUCAAACCAUCAGAAGAAGUUAAACCAUCAGAAGAAGCUAAACCAUCAGAGGAAGUUAAACCAUCAGAAGAGGAAGCCAAACCAUCAAAAGAGGAAGCCGAAUCAUCAAAAGAGGAAGGCAAAUCAUCAGAAGAAGUUAAACCAGUUGAAUCAAACACCACCACCACUACCACAACAACUUCAUCAGAAGAAGUUAAAUCAACUGAAGAAAUCAAACCAACCACUCAAUCAGAAGAAGUUAAGCCAUCUGAAACUACUGUUGUUGUUGGUGAAGUUGCUUAA
Messenger RNA from Dictyostelium discoideum AX4, 2007 nucleotides. RefSeq lists its product as hypothetical. NCBI's taxonomy places the organism in Eukaryota, Evosea, Eumycetozoa, Dictyosteliales, Dictyosteliaceae. The record is from RefSeq and is a predicted model, not a curated record. Bases 1 to 2007 code for a protein of 668 amino acids. The transcript has a single exon.